AUGGGGAAAACACAAGAAGGGAGAGUUAACGGGGAGGAUCGAAUAAGUGAGCUCCCCGACGAGAUCAUAGCAACCAUUCUUUCUCGAUUGAGCAGUAAGUACGCAACAAGAACUUGUCUUCUCUCUAAGAGGUGGAGAUAUCUGUGGACACAAGUUAGAUGUCUCAACUUUGAUAUUCCGCCGGCGGGUUGGAAAAGCUAUUGUUGGAUUUGUUGCCAGCGAACUGGAGAAGAAUGCGAGCAUGGUGUAAAAUUCAAGUCGGUUACUCAAUUCUUCAGAUUGCAUCAGGGAACUCUAGAUCGAAUCACAAUGUCAGUCUCUCCCACUGGAUACUAUGGGACGCUUUGCCGAGAAACUCUUUCGAAAAUAAUCCCUGCUUGGAUCGAAUUGGUAGUGCCGAAGAGAGUUCAGAGUCUAGAGAUAGACUUGUAUAACUGUGGACACUAUGAAUAUGAUCAGGUAUAUCUGCUGGAGCCAUUUCAAAGCCCUCUUGGUGUUUCAUGCAUCAAGUACCUUAAGCAGCUCUCUUUGAAAGGCCCUGGAAUAAGAGGUGAAAUUGUUGAGCACUUUCUAUCCAACAGCCCUCUACUUGAGCACCUAAGUAUUUCUGGCUCGACAAACUUGAAAGUUUUCGGUUCUUCAUCCUUGAAGUUCCUGCAGAUAAGUGAUUGUGAAUUUCUAGAUCCUCAAGUCGAGAUUUCUGCUCCUAAUCUUGUAUCAUUUGUCUACAGUGGAAUUUCAGGGGCGUAUCCGAUUCUGAAUCACUAA
This is a messenger RNA of Fragaria vesca subsp. vesca, 768 nucleotides long. Its product is annotated as putative FBD-associated F-box protein At5g56440-like. The transcript has a single exon. The record is from RefSeq and is a predicted model, not a curated record. Bases 1 to 768 code for a protein of 255 amino acids. Lineage: Eukaryota; Viridiplantae; Streptophyta; Magnoliopsida; Rosales; Rosaceae.